AAAUCAGAGACCAGUGCUGAUCUUAUUGGAGGAGAGGCUUCAACAGCAACUAAUCCUGUCAUAUUGAAAGAAAAUUGUAAAUGUUCUCUGCAGAAAUUGCCUGCCCAUUGCAGCUAAUCGAGCCCAUUUCGCGCUCACACACCCACACACCACACACCCCCCACCCCCGCAGGCGGGCAGCGAGCGGACCUGCAGCCGCAGCAUCCCAGCAAGGACAUUCACCCGAGAUGCUCCCCUAGGCGCCCCGUUUCCCUCCCUCACCACCACCCCCACGGAGGUGGCAGGAGAAGUAUGAAUUAUUACCAGCUCACUUAGGAGACCCAGCUUCUGCUAUUUUUAAUUUUUCCAGUUUUCUAGACCGUUAAGCCAGGUUUGAUAGCAGUAUUGCUCUACAUUACUUUUUUUUUUCUUUUUUUUUUUUUUUUUAAGCUCAACUUGGCUGAACAGAAGCAGAGGCUCCCAAGGGCCAGACCCACUGAGGGUGUGCGUGUGUAUGUGUGAGCCUGUGCGUGUGGGAGGGAGAGUGUGAGCGAGGGAGAGACAAAAACUCCGUCAGCCCGGACGAUGCCACCUCUUGUUUAAAGCUUCCAAACUGUUAUUCUUUCCCCCCAUUGUCACCGUACCAAGUAAUCUGUCUUUCCUCCACUCCAACCCCCCUCCCUCCUCUUGGAAGAUAUGGAAGAGAAAGAUAAAGCGGCUGCCUCCGGGCUCUGACUGCGCGCAGCCCGCAUGCUGCUGCCGCCAGAGCCGGAGCGACUCCGCAGCUGCCGCUCGCCAACCAGCCGCUUGCAGCGGGAUAAGAUGCAACUUCUGGUGACUGGAUCACAGGCUUAAGUGAUAACUGAGUAACCUGUUAGCUGUACAGAAAUGAAUAACUCAACAUACAUAAACUCUUCCAAUGAAAAUGUGAUGGCUCUGGAGAGCCCCUAUAAAACUGUGGAGGUGGUCUUCAUUGUCCUGGUAGCAGGGUCUCUCAGUCUUGUCACCAUAAUUGGGAACAUCCUGGUCAUGGUGUCAAUCAAAGUCAACAGGCAUCUACAGACUGUCAACAACUAUUUCCUGUUCAGCUUGGCCUGCGCUGACUUGAUCAUUGGCAUCUUUUCUAUGAACCUCUAUACCCUCUACACUGUGAUAGGCUACUGGCCCUUAGGGCCUGUGGUGUGCGACCUCUGGCUGGCUCUUGACUACGUGGUCAGCAAUGCCUCUGUAAUGAACCUCCUCAUUAUCAGCUUUGACAGAUACUUUUGUGUCACCAAGCCUCUAACAUAUCCUGUCAAGCGGACCACUAAGAUGGCAGGCAUGAUGAUCGCAGCUGCAUGGGUGCUCUCCUUCAUCCUGUGGGCCCCUGCAAUUCUCUUCUGGCAGUUCAUUGUGGGAGGGAGGACUGUCCCAGAUGGGGAUUGCUACAUCCAGUUUUUUUCCAAUGCUGCCGUCACUUUUGGAACUGCCAUUGCAGCCUUCUAUUUGCCUGUUAUCAUCAUGACUGUCCUUUACUGGCAAAUCUCUCGAGCCAGUAAGAGUCGGAUAAAGAAAGGGAAAAAGGAAACUGCCCAAAACCAAGAUACAGUUUCCCCGAGCCUUGUCCAAGGCAAAAUAGUGAAACCAAACAAUAACAACAUCCCGACCAGUGGGGAUGGGUUGGAGCACAGCAAAAUUCAGAAUGGAAAAACCACUGGAGACACUGUGAUGGAAAACUGUGUUCAAGGGGAGGAGAAGGAGAGCUCCAAUGACUCCACCUCUGUCAGCGUGGUCGCUUCCAACAUGAAAGAGGAUGAAGCUGCCAAAGAUGCUAGCCAGGCUUCUGCCUCCCAAGACCAUCUCAAAGUGGAGAACUCCAAGCUGACAUGCAUCAGGAUAGUCACCAAGUCCCAAAAGGGAGACUGCUGUGCCCCGAUCAACACUGCUGUGGAGAUCGUAGGUGCCAAUGGGGAUGAGAAGCAGAAUAGUGUAGCCCGGAAAAUUGUCAAGAUGACAAAACAGCCAGCCAAAAAGAAACCACCUCCUUCUAGAGAGAAAAAAGUGACAAGGACUAUUUUAGCCAUUCUCCUGGCCUUCAUCAUCACCUGGACCCCAUACAAUGUGAUGGUGCUCAUCAACAGCUUCUGUGCAUCCUGCAUCCCUGGCACUGUAUGGACCAUAGGUUAUUGGCUCUGUUAUAUCAACAGCACCAUCAACCCCGCUUGUUAUGCGCUCUGCAAUGCUACGUUUAAGAAGACCUUUAAGCACCUUCUUAUGUGUCAUUACAAGAAUAUAGGAGCUACGAGGUAAAAAUAAGAAUAAUAAAAAUAAUAGUGAAAAGGAUGAAGAAGUUCAAAAUUAAAUCAAAAAAGUACAACAUGCCAUAGCACUUUAUGAUCUUCUAUGGAACGUGCAAUCCAGAAUGUUAGUGCAAACACUGACAUGGGGCAUCACCUCCACCCCUGAGAACUACAGUUAAAAACAUUUUUUUAAAUUAUUGAAAAUAAGUCUCGAGGACAUGAGGAUAUUUGAAAAAUUAUUCAAGUGUGUGGACUGGAGGCACAAUUCCUUAGUUUCUGAGAGUAUUCUGCAGAAGGGCUUUAGAGUCUACAAUUUUUUGUCAUUUUAUGUGAAAUACUUGUUCUUUUUUUUUUUUUUUUUCUGUGUCUGUUUAAUAUGUGUUCAUCUAGGGAAAAAUAGUGGAAUUUUAACAAUAACUGUGUGGAAGAGGCAUAGGAGUUUGGAAGAUCUGUACAUAAUCCAGAUGAAUCAUGGUAUAAAUUUUCUGAGUCUCGAAGUUGUCUAAAGUUUUAUUGUCACUGUCAUGUGAGAAGCUUAAUGUUAGGUAAAUCACGCUAAAACUUAUGUUGCGUAUGACACUACCAUUUCCAAAACUGCAUCAGUUCUGAAAUUUUACUUAUGGUCAACAUGGAACCAUUGUCUAAGAUGCAUAUCAUUUGAAGUCUGCCACUUGUCCCCUUCUAUGGGAUUUUGUUCUGUGAUUCCUUCAUCACGUCAAGAUAAAAGUAAAAAAGACAGUCUCUUCCAGAUUGCUACAUACCAAGACUAUUUCAGCAUCUAUGUAAACCAAAGCUUUUAAGACAAUUUUAUUCACUUUGUUUGUCAUAUAACAUCCACCCAUGGAUUUGUCUUUUACCUCCAUCAGCCUUUUCUUCCUUUUUGUACCUUACUUGUCCAGGGCAUGAAGACUGAAUAUCGAAAGAAGUUGUAAAUUCAAAAGUCUCAUCCAGACAGUCACCAUGAUGGCCAAACAAAGGGCCUCAGUUGAACAACAGAAACAAGGUUAUUACUAGGAAAACUGAGGUUACAUCCUUUUAAAGUUGGAUGUAUGGAUGAAAAGGUAUGCUGAGGCUCAACAGAAUGAUUAAUAUUAGAUGACUAUAAUCUUGACCAGUCAAAAGAUGAUUCACACUCAUCUAUUGAGGAAAAGAAUUAGAUGGACUGAUGUGCCCACACAGAUCAAGAUCUGCCUAAGCUCUUAGUGUGAAACCGGGGUCCCUCAUAGGUAUAUCCUGGACAAGAUGUUUACUUUGUGGAACAGAUUUGGCUGCAUUUCUUUUUGUACCAGCUGGGAGCAAUAUUUUCACUGUAAACCAAGGGAUAAUGCUAAUAAAAAGGCAGAGGGAAAAACAGUAAUUACACAAAACCAGAUACUGAAUUAAUCUUGAUAGGGGGCUGGCAGGGGUAAAUUUCACAUAUUAUCUGCUACUCCACAUCAGCUCAAAUUCAGAUUCCUUCUGCCUGGCAAAGAAUUUUCUACUUCAAUAUCUGGUAUAUAUUGUAGCACAACUGAGCACUGUGUGGAUAGGACAAAGUAUAUCAGAUUACUGAAAACAGUAAUUGUCUGUGAGUUAUGUGUAUUCUAGUUACCUCCUUCCUAGUAACUCUAAUUUCCAGGCCCUAGUGAAGGUACACCUACAGAUUUUGUUACCCAAAAAAAGUAGUUUACUGCAUAGAAAGUGUCCCAAGAGACUGCCUUCUGGAGUGAAAGCCACUUGCCAAAUAGGACACAAAAUCAUUCUGUUAUUUCAUGCUACCACAUUAGAGUCUUCCAAAAUGCAUUUCAAAAUAGCUACCUUCAAGAUUACAGUGAAAUUAAUCUUACAGACUUAAGUUUUACAUUUGACAAGCUUAUUGGAACACAGUGUCAAAGCACUUUGGCAAUAUGACAAUUUUCACAUUUCAAAGUACAAGUUCCUAGCAGAAAGUGAAAAUGAGGAGGAUUAAACUGCAGUAAAUUAAAGCCACAUUAAACUCAGGAUUAACGUGUCUUAGUAUGAAUUCAUUGAUUUUACACUCAUAGUGAUUUUGCCCUAAUAUAUCUAAGUGUCUCCAUGCAGCCAAGGAUCCAAUUUUGCAACCCUUACUCAUUUUGAGUCUUAUUUACUAUCACUAUUUUCAUCUUCCUGCUUGUAAGAAAGAAUGCCUAAUGAUAAGGCUUGCAAAACUGAGAGCUGCUUGUCUUUCAAAACUACAUUCACUGGGCUUAUCUUGACAGGACAAAAGAAAGAUUUACAUGAUCAUUUCUAGACCAUUUCUUCUCCACAGUAUUAAAAAAUCCAGAUGAAAAUCAAAGAUAAAAUGAACUGUGGUCAUUUUAAAAUCUUACUUCGUUAGAAAAGUUUCAUAAAAAACACACCUGCUUCUUUCUUUCAGCAAGUGCUGGGGGUAUCAAUAGUACAGAUGUUCAAAUUGGGAAAUAGCGGUUUGUAUAUUCUUAUUUAAACUUUAAUUCCAGUUUUCCAUGAGGUAUGCAAAUUUUUUAUUCUGACCUUUGAAGCUGUCACUUGUUCAUAAAUUAUGAAUUCCUCUAACUAAGGACACUUCUACAGGUUAAGAAGUGCAAGAUAUAGAUUACAAUUAUACUUUUUCAUCACAUGAUCUGAUGACACUCAAAAUACCAUGCAGAAAAAAAAAUAUUUUGGGGCCAGCAUUCAUGAAACAUAAAAGAAAAACAAAACAAAAUAAAUCUUCAGUUUGAAGCUUUCUGGCACUUUUUCCUAGCACCACCACUGUAUUUGAUGACAUGAGGUUAUGAUGCUUAUGUUUGUUUUAUAGUAUAUUUAAAAGGUUUGCAGGAUACACAAUGCCAUGUGUUUCUGUCUUGUACCAGUUUGAUUAAAAAAUACUUCCGUGGUACAUCCAUAUUUGCAGCCAAUUAAACAGUGUAAAAAUAGACUACAUAAUGCACCUCCUCAUUUACACGCAGUCUUACAAACACACCCCAACAUGGUUUAUAUGCACAGCAAAUAAUAUAUAACAUCCAAGAUAUUGCAUGGGAACCUGUCCAUGUUGUGCUUACUGGCAGCUGGUGGCAGGUGCAGAGCCCUAACUUAAACACUGUUUAACCACUGUUUAACAUGACACUGUUUAACCUCUCCCAGAGGCAGAGAGGGCUCAGAGCCUUGUCCUGAGACACUGUGAACCUCUUGAGUCUUCAGCUGGUUGUGGCUCAGUAAGACAAAAAGAGGGAUAAUAUUUGAGAGCCACAAAAUAGUUUGUUGUUUUGAACAUCUUUUGAGCUCUUCUGUCUUUCCUUUGUGUCCCAAACAAUGUUCAGCAGGUUUCACUUCCCUUCUGAGUGAUAGUUCUGCAAGAUGUAGAUGUCGGUCGUGAAGAGCAGUGCUCCCUGGGUAUCUUCUCCAGCUUCCCUGGCUGUCACCUGUGCCCCGUCACCCCCAAGGCCCCUGGCGGCCCUGCUGCUGGUGCUGCCACGUCUUCACCUUGAGCUUGGCCAGAGGAUUCUAGUGGCACGUCCACACCACGUGCUGUGCUUGCCAUUUUGUUUCACAUAGAAAAUGAGCAAGCUGUGCAGGUGACUUACAAGAAAAACAAAACAAAACAAAACAAACCCUGCAGCUAGCACUUUUUGCUUUCUCUUUUUCUUUUUAAUCAUUUCCAGAAACAGGCUAAAGCUGAAAAGCCCAACCACCCCUUAACAACAGCCCUGCUGCAACAGGAUCUGUCAGCUCAGCAGAUCCAGGGGAGUGACUUGUUCUGUCACAGGCCAGCCCUACCUUCACUCUCCAGGGAGAGAACGACAGCCUGAAGAUAUGCCAAUCCAACUGGUACCUUUUCUGAGCAUUCAAGUUAAAAAAGGGAAAGAGAAAGAAAGAGAAAGAAGGAAAGAAGAAAGGAAGCAAGCAAACAAGAAGCUGAAGUUGAGAAAUCUAUUUUCCAGUGAGGACAAAACCUGAGAAGAAUGUCUGUCAGCCUUCUGUUUGGGAUUUCAAUUUGAUUUGCUAGGAAUCAUGUGGAUCCAUUCAGAGAUACCAAAGUGUUUAAACAUCGCCUCAUGGAAAACAGUCCAAAGCCAACAAACACAUCACUAUAGGUCAGAUUUUCUUUCUUUUUUUUUUUUCCUCACAAAUGAUCAUGGGGAAAAGAGUGUUCAAAUGGACCCCAGGGAUCAGUUGCUUCAAAACAUGAAGGGAACAAAAGCAAAUGCUACAUCUAACAGCUCUCUGGCUUGUAUUUUUCUGGUGGAGGAAAACAUAACAACAAGAGGAGGUGUCUCUACUGAACAUGGCUGUAGUGAGAACAGCCCACACACUGGUGAGGAAGCCCUCAGGGUGUCCCAGCUGCUCCUGGCCAUUCUAGCUGGGAUAGGGGCAGGAGAAGAUGAUAAUUUUUUUGUUGUUGUUUCAUCUCCUGUUGGAUUCAAACAUAUCCAUGUGCCUGCUUUGCAGUGAAGCUUGCUAGUAAAAACUCACUGUCCGCUUCCGUGUUUUUGAUUGAUUUUGAUAGCUGUCCUUCAUUCCUAUGGAUGUGACAGCUGGCCCAGUGCUGCCUGCAGAUACAGCUCCUGGUUUCUCCUGUGAUGCUGAGGUAGCAGACUUUGAAUUUUACUCCUCGACUGGAAGCAACUCUCCUUGCCACUUCUGUUGCCCAAACCUGAUCCUGGUACCAGACUUGAAAGAUGAAAUACGUAAAGCAUCCUCACAGCCGUCACAUGAGGGUGGGAGUACCAGUAGAGAGUGCUGCUGAUACUGUUUUCCAUUCCUCACGUUACAAUCAUUCCUAAAAAUCUCUGGUUCUUACAAAGCCAGGUUCUUCUUGUGAGAAGCUAAAUCUUAGGUAAGAAACAGCACGAAAACACUCUGGUUCUGGGACUGAGUGGUGUUUGCUAAGAGGUAGUGGGUUUGGAGUCUAAUAGCCUUUGAUAUUUUAAAGAUCUCCUCCUGGAUGGCUCUGUACUCUCAGCUGACAGUAGUGCAAGUGGCAGAAACUAAGAUUAAAAGAAGUAAGCUUUUUUUCACCCCUGGGUCUACAUGUAUUUUAUUUAACAUGCCUAGAGACCCUUGCUAAGGAUAUGAUUUCUAUACAGUAUCGCUUUUGUUGUUCUUGUAUAUCAUGAAAAGCUCUAGACUUUUAAGAAACUUUUUUUUUUUUUUUUUUAAUUUACAGAAAAUCUUUCCCUGAAGAAAGCUGAUAGAUGGUCCUUAAUUUGCUGUGGCUUCUUUUCUCAUUUCUCUGCCUGUCUUUCCUCUUUUGUCACAGUCUUAACAAAAAGCUUUCCUUCCUCACUUUAACAAGGAUUUUGCCUGUGUUUCAACUACAGGUGUGCAGUUCCUCUUGCCUUUCAGGCACUGUGAAUGCUGGCAUUCAAAUUCUUUAACCCAUCCAAAAUGCUGCCUUGCCUAGCAUGCAAAUCCCCAUCCACUGAAGCCCAAACUACUAUGCGGAGUGACAAGUUCCAUAAAUCUUUUCUGCAUGGCUUUUAAAUUGAAAGUGAAAAAAAACCUCUCAUAUGAAAUAAAGACAAAUCAAUUCUCUUCUUCCCCAGUUUUAUCAUCUCCAUAUUAGAAAUAACACCGGACAAUGGCAAAGAGUUAACUUGUAGUGGAAUAUCAUGCAGCAACAUGCACAGAUUAAUUUCAUGCCCUGUGCAAUGUUAAGGCAGCCCUCCUUUCCCUUGAAUCCCCUUUCAUUCCUGUGCUUACUAGCAGAGUAUUCAGUGAGAAACUAAGUCUAAGAAUGUAAUUAUAGCAAGGCUGUGUUGGACAUGAAUCAUUUACCACAACCAAUGCAAUCAUUCCUCCUAUACAUUUACUGCCCUCCUUUUGCUAUGGGCUCUUUCUACAUUGUGGAACUACUGGGUUACAAGAGCAUAUCAGUCCUCCCAGGCCUCAUAUUUCAGGAUACUGGGUGGAUUUGUUAUAUACACUUCUUUCCGGUAUUAACCAAAUAAAGAGAAAAAAAUUCUGGUGUGUUUUUGCCUUCCAAAGCUCUGCAUAACCUGAAAAGUGCCAUUAGGUAACAACUCUUCUUCAACUCUUCAGUUUCCUUUUUCUUUCCUUUUUAAAAAUUUCAGUUUGGUUUGGUUUUUUUCAACUGUACUUGCUAAGAAGCACACAGAAACUUUUCUUUGAGAUGUCCCAAAGUUCUCUGACUCUCUGUGAGAAGUGGCUGUGGCUGGUCCAUGAGUCAGUGUGAUCACAGUCCAUGCUACAGUGGCCUUUGGAAGGAAGGAUUUUCCUGGAUGUUAAAUGUUUGGACUGUCUUACCUGACAGCACUGAAGAAAGCACAGGGAGACGAGCUUGGCAUACCCUGACUUGCGAAGGGACAGACAAGGUCACGGUCAGAUUACUUGUCUGCUCCACCCAGCUCAUGUAGGUUUGGGCAUGGGAUGGUUUUCUGCCCCCGCUGAAACUCUGUCUGUACACCUAUACCCCAAAGACAGCCCUUCUCUAAAGCACAUCAUUGUAGCAGUUGUAGUAAUAAUAAUAAAAACACUGGCAAGAGUGCCACAGUUGCCAGUAAACAGACUUCCUUAUAUCUUAUCCCUUAAUUCUGGUGUCACUUUGCAGAGGUGGUUGGUAAGUUAGAGACUCACAGUUUGUAAAUACCUUUAGAUAGUGUGUUUUAAUAUGACCAACACCAUAUCUUGACUGUGUAAAAAAUAAUGCAUUAUGUGUAAUACUAUCCAGAUAAGGUUAUAAUGUAAAUAUAUCUACAAUGAAUGUCCAAUUACUCUUCAAGCUCUAUGUAUGAGGAAGAACCUCAUCUCUUCUUGAGACUUUUUUUAACUUAUGGGUAUGGAAAACCUGUUAUUUAUUUAUACAAAAAAAACCCAACUGCAUUCUUUUCUUCAAAAGAAAAUACUACUGCAAGAAAGAAGGCAAUGCAUUAUGUGUAUGUGAUAUUCAAAAUCAUAUGGUAAAAUCGAGAACUGAGGACCUUACAAGUCGGGGACUGGUCAAAUUCUUGAUGCCGUACAUUUGAUCUCAUAUAAAUAAGAUAAGCACAAGUUUAUGGUUAGCUGUGUAAAGCUGACCCACUUGAUUGUAUAUACAUUAUAGAUAUAUAUUUAUAUAUACUGUAUAGAUAUAUACAUAUUAUACACAAAAUUCAUACAGUGAAAGCAAAGUUUGAUAAAGUCAUAUUAGCUGGGAAUUUGGAUGUAAUGUUGUGCUCCAUUUGGAAGAAAAACAUCUGUGUUAUUCAACAACAUUAAAAUAUGUUACACAGGAUGAAGGAAGAAGGUGCUUUACCAAAACAACUCACGAAGGUCUGAGACAAUGAGGGUUUGAAAUAUUUUGAGGACACAACUAAAAUUACAUGCAAUAUAUGUGUAUGUACUUCUGCUGAGUUGUAUUUCUAGUUAAAGCAUUGCAUUAAACAGUGAAUUAUAACAAUAAUAAAAA
This is a messenger RNA of Columba livia (rock pigeon), 9627 nucleotides long. RefSeq names its product cholinergic receptor muscarinic 2 (gene CHRM2). The record is from RefSeq and is a predicted model, not a curated record. The transcript has 2 exons. Gene Ontology annotation, biological process: G protein-coupled receptor signaling pathway, coupled to cyclic nucleotide second messenger; adenylate cyclase-inhibiting G protein-coupled acetylcholine receptor signaling pathway; regulation of heart contraction. Gene Ontology annotation, molecular function: G protein-coupled serotonin receptor activity; G protein-coupled acetylcholine receptor activity. Bases 868 to 2268 code for a protein of 466 amino acids. Gene Ontology annotation, cellular component: plasma membrane; synapse; dendrite. Lineage: Eukaryota; Metazoa; Chordata; Aves; Columbiformes; Columbidae.